Messenger RNA from Ochotona princeps (American pika), 2993 nucleotides. RefSeq names its product CXXC finger protein 5 (gene CXXC5). The transcript is spliced from 3 exons. The record is from RefSeq and is a predicted model, not a curated record. Gene Ontology annotation, cellular component: nucleus. NCBI's taxonomy places the organism in Eukaryota, Metazoa, Chordata, Mammalia, Lagomorpha, Ochotonidae. Bases 1010 to 1996 code for a protein of 328 amino acids. Gene Ontology annotation, molecular function: methyl-CpG binding; zinc ion binding.
CCCAAACAACUCCUCUUCCUCCUCCUCCUCCUCUUGGAGGUCCUUCCCUCUGCAGGUUGCUAUGCGGGAACCCUGCACUUGGUAGUGGUUACACAACUCUAAACUUUGAGAAAAUCACCAAGUUACACACUUAAAAGUGGGUGCAUUUUAUAGUAUGUCAAUGAUACCUCCAUAAAAUCAUUAUACCAAAACCCUGCCCUUGGCCUCAAUGCCCUGCCCAGUUGAAACCCUGCCAGCCCUGUGGCCACUCCUCACACCCACAUCCCCCAGGUCUUAAGAAGCCUUUCAGGUGCAGCAUCUUUCUGGGCCCAUCUCCCCGUCCUCUACUCCCAGGCUAGUUGAACUCAACCCCUCAGGGCCCCACUGGAUUUCCCCCCAACUCUCCAGCCACAUUGGGUAGGUGGGCUGAAUGAACCCAGCCCUGCUCCCACGCACUGCUGCAAUGCAGUGUGUCCUGCACUGCCUCCCAGUUCCAAGGAGCACUGGGCUGCCUUGGGGGUCAGGGAUGGGAGGCUGUGUACAAGCAGCUUCUGGAACAUCUGGCUGUAACUCCCUGGGUACCUAUGCACUUAAGCUAACACCACAGUCCCAGCCCACUGGUUUUCUCCCCACGGCCCCCACCAUCUCGCCUGAGGGGCUCUGUCAGAGGUGAGUUGAAGGCUCUUUUGAGGCUGAAGAUGAAGAGAAGGCACUGCCACCACCUCCGGUGACCUCAUUGUCAGCUGGCAUUAUGAUGUCACUGGCCCAGUAUUCCAGGUUCCUGGUUCCUGGCUGGGCAUUAUCCCCAAGCUCCCAGGGUUGGGGACACUGCCCAGGGUCUGUGACAGCUCGUCCCUUGAACACCAAAGAGAGAGUGAAGACACUUCCCCGUGGACACCUGCCAUGUGCUGCCCUGAGCAGUGAGGCCCAGCAGGCGUCUCGGUUGCGGGUGGCAGGGGUUGGUGCUCGUCCGUGAACCCCAGCAGUUGGCAGGCUCCCUGGGCAGCGGGGUCUGGGCCUCGGCCCCACCAUGUCAAGCCUGGGCAGUGGUUCCCAGGAUGCCGCUGGCGGCAGCAGCAACAAUGGCAGCAACAGUAAUACCACCAGCAGCAGCAGCACCACCAGUGGCGGUGGCAGCAACAGUGGCUUAAAGGCAGGAGCAGCAGAGAAGAGCGCACCCACGGCCACAGCCACCCCAGCUUCCGUGGCAGAUGAUGCCCCACCCCCCGAGCGCCGGAACAAGAGUGGCAUCAUCAGCGAACCCCUCAACAAGAGCCUGCGCCGCUCGCGCCCGCUCUCCCACUACUCUUCCUUUGGCAGCGGAGGCAGCAGCAUGAUGGGCGGGGAGUCUGCAGACAAGGCUGCUGCUGCCGCCGCUGCCGCCUCCCUAUUGGCCAACGGGCACGACCUGGCAGCAGCCAUGGCGCUGGACAAAAGCAACCCUACCUCAAAGCACAAAAGUGGUGCUGUGGCCAGCCUGUUGAGCAAGGCCGAGCGGGCCACGGAGCUGGCUGCCGAGGGACAGCUGACGCUGCAGCAGUUUGCGCAGUCCACGGAGAUGCUGAAGCGUGUGGUACAGGAGCACCUGCCACUCAUGAGUGAGGCAGGCGCCGGCCUGCCUGAUAUGGAGGCUGUGGCGGGUGCCGACGCCCUCAACGGCCAGUCCGACUUCCCCUACCUGGGUGCUUUCCCCAUCAACCCGGGCCUCUUCAUCAUGACCCCGGCUGGCGUGUUCCUGGCCGAGAGCGCGCUGCACAUGGCUGGCCUGGCCGAGUACCCCAUGCAGGGUGAGCUGGCCUCAGCCAUCAGCUCGGGCAAGAAGAAGCGGAAACGCUGCGGGAUGUGUGCGCCCUGCCGGCGGCGCAUCAACUGCGAGCAGUGUAGCAGUUGUAGGAACCGAAAGACUGGCCAUCAGAUUUGCAAAUUCAGAAAAUGUGAGGAACUCAAAAAGAAGCCUUCCGCUGCUCUGGAGAAGGUGAUGCUUCCGACGGGAGCCGCCUUCCGGUGGUUUCAGUGACGGCGGCGGGACCCCAAAGCUGCCCUCUGCGUGCAAUGUCACUGUUCGUGUGCUCUCCGGCAAGGGAUUCGGGCGAAGACAAACGGACGCACCCGUCUUUAGAACCAAAAAUAUUCUCUCACAGAUUUCAUUCCUGUUUUUAUAUAUAUAUUUUUUUGUUGUCGUUUUAACAUCUCCACGUCCCUAGUCUAAAAACGAAAAAGAAAAACAAUUAACUGCUUUUUUCAGAAGAACAACAAACAACAACAACAAAAAGAGGUAAAGAUGAAUCUAUAAAAUACCGAGACUUCCUGGGCAAAGAAUGGACAAUCAGUUUCCUUCCUGUGUCGCUGUCGAUGUUGUCUGUGCAGGAGAUGCCGUUUUUUGUGUAGAGAAUGUACAUUUUCUGUAACCUUUUGAAAUCUAGUUACUAAUAAGCACUACUGUAAUUUAGCACAGUUUAACUCCACCCUCAUUUAAACUUCGAUUCUUUCCGACCAUGAAAUAGUGCAUAGCUUGCCUGGAGACUCCACUCACGUUCCUAAAGAGGUCCAUGGCCGAUGGCACUGCGUGACGCCCUCAGGCCCGGCAAGUGGUUGAGCAGCAGGGGGCGGGCGCGUGCCCCCUGCCCCCUACCCCCCCCAUGGCCCAGGCCACCAGCUGUGCUGCACCUGCAGUGCCCAGAAUGGGAACCCCGCUCCCAUUGCCGCAGUGAUGAUUUCGGAAAACUGAAUCCUGUGCAUUUAUGCCUUGAGAUUGAGGGGAGCCUGUCUCUUACUUCUGAUCCUGGCUACUUCCCUUAGAGAAAACAAAAAAAAAAAUUUUUUUUUUUUUAAAUCUGGCCUUGCUAAUGGCGGCAGAAGAAAGGGCUUCUUGGCGUGGCCCCCUGCCCGUGGGGGUGGGUGUCCAGGGGCCCCCCUGCUCAUGGCCAGCUUCCUGCUGAUGAACAUGCUGUUUGUAUUGUUUUAGGAAACCAGGCUGUUUUGUGAAUAAAACGAAUGCAUGUUUGUGUCACGAA